UAGAAUGCACUUUCUAGUUAAGAAUGGACCGUCUGGUAGUGAGUAUUCUGACAUUAAUAGGCUUGGGACCACCUCCACCAGGUUUUCCGGGCGGUGGAAUAUUCGUGAUUCCUCCAUGUGGUCAGUUGCCUCCUGGCUCUAAUGGAUCGCUUCCCAUAAUUCCGCCUUGUGGUCAGUUACCUCCUGGUUCCAAUGGAUCGCUUCCCAUAAUUCCACCCUGUGGUCAGUUGCCUUCGGGUUGCAAUGGGUCACUCCCUAUAGUUCCACCUUGGUUGCCUGGAUGUAAUGGAACGAUUCCAUUUCCACCUCCCUGGAUUCCAAGACCACCAUGCCAACCACCGUAUCCAACAUUGCCACCAUGUAAUGCGACUACAGAUUCAACAACACAUCCCACUCCAACUACACCAGCACUUUCGAAUUCUACUUUGACACCAACAACCGGUCCAAGCGAUAUAUCAACAACUGAAGUUACUCCUGGUAGCUCGACAACUGAAUCCUCUUCAUCAGAAAAAACAACAAACCCAGAUAGUUCGACACCAGAAGAUGGGACUUCAUCUAGUACUGCAGAGCCAGGUGAAAAUGAAACAACCACGGGAGCUGAUUCAACAACAACCAGUGUGACAGGUGAUAAAGAAACUUCAACUCCUGGAGACUCAUCUCCAACAACGGAGGGAGACACAACAACAAGUGAUUCUUCCAGUGGAACAACUGCAGGUGAAAAUGAAACAACCACUGAAGGUGAUUCAACAACAACAAAUGUGACAGGUGAUAAUGAAACUUCAACUCCUGGUGACUCAUCUUCAACAACGGAACGAGACACAACAACAAGUGAUUCUUCAAGUGGCACAACUGCAGGUGAAAAUGAAACAACCACUGAAGGUGAUUCAACAACAACAAAUGUAACAGGUGAUAAUGAAACUUCCACUCCUGGUGACUCAUCUCCAACAACCGAAGGAGGCACAACAACAAGUGAUUCUUCUGAUGGCACAACUUCAGGUGAUAAUGAAACUUCAACUCCUGAAGACUCAUCUCCAACAACGGAAGGAGACACAACAACAAGUGAUUCUUCUGAUGGUACAACUGCAGGUGAUAAUGAAACUUCCACUCCUGGAGACUCAUCUCCAACAACGGAGGGAGACACAACAACUAGUGAUUCUUCUGAUGGCACAACUGCAGGUGAUAAUGAAACUUCCACUCCUGAAGACUCAUCUCCAACAACGGAGGGAGACACAACAACUAGUGAUUCUUCUGAUGGCACAACUGCAAGUGAUAAUGAAACUUCCACUCCUGGAGACUCAUCUCCAACAACGGAGGGAGACACAACAACAAAUGAUUCUUCCAGUGGCACAACUGCAGAUGAAAAUGAAACAACCACUGAAGUUGAUUCAACAACAACCAAUGUAACAGGUGAUAGUGAAACUUCAACUCCUGGAGACUCAUCUCCAACAACGGAAGGAGACACAACAACAAGUGAUUCUUCUGAUGGUACAACUGCAGGUGAUAAUGAAACUUCCACUCCUGGAGACUCAUCUCCAACAACGGAGGGAGACACAACAACAAGUGAUUCUUCUGAUGGUACAACUGCAGGUGAUAAUGAAACUUCCACUCCUGGUGACUCAUCUCCAACAACGGAGGGAGACACAACAACUAGUGAUUCUUCUGAUGGCACAACUGCAAGUGAUAAUGAAACUUCCACUCCUGGAGACUCAUCUCCAACAACGGAGGGAGACACAACAACAAGUGAUUCUUCCAGUGGAACAACUGCAGGUGAAAAUGAAACAACCACUGAAGGUGAUUCAACAACAACAAAUGUGACAGGUGAUAAUGAAACUUCAACUCCUGGAGACUCAUCUCCAACAACGGAAGGAGACACAACAACAAGUGAUUCUUCUGAUGGUACAACUGCAGGUGAUAAUGAAACUUCCACUCCUGGAGACUCAUCUCCAACAACGGAGGGAGACACAACAACUAGUGAUUCUUCUGAUGGCACAACUGCAGGUGAUAAUGAAACUUCCACUCCUGAAGACUCAUCUCCAACAACGGAGGGAGACACAACAACUAGUGAUUCUUCUGAUGGCACAACUGCAAGUGAUAAUGAAACUUCCACUCCUGGAGACUCAUCUCCAACAACGGAGGGAGACACAACAACAAAUGAUUCUUCCAGUGGCACAACUGCAGAUGAAAAUGAAACAACCACUGAAGUUGAUUCAACAACAACCAAUGUAACAGGUGAUAGUGAAACUUCAACUCCUGGUGACUCAUCUUCAACAACGGAAGGAGACACAACAACAAGUGUUGAUAAUGAAACUUCAACUAUUGAAGACUCAUCUCCAACAACGGAGGGAGACACAACAACAAGUGAUUCUUCUGAUGGCACAACUGCAAGUGAUAAUGAAACUUCCACUCCUGGAGACUCAUCUCCAACAACGGAGGGAGACAUAACAACAAAUGAUUCUUCCAGUGGCACAACUGCAGAUGAAAAUGAAACAACCACUGAAGUUGAUUCAACAACAACCAAUGUAACAGGUGAUAAUGAAACUUCAACUCCUGGUGACUCAUCUUCAACAACGGAAGGAGACACAACAACAAGUGGUGAUAAUGAAACUUCAACUAUCGGAGACUCAUCUCCAACAACGGAGGGAGACACAACAACAAAUGAUUCUUCCAGUGGCACAACUGCAGAUGAAAAUGAAACAACCACUGAAGUUGAUUCAACAACAACCAAUGUAACAGGUGAUAAUGAAACUUCAACUCCUGGUGACUCAUCUUCAACAACGGAAGGAGACACAACAACAAGUGGUGAUAAUGACACUUCAACUAUUGGAGACUCAUCUCCAACAACGGAGGGAGACAUAACAACAAAUGAUUCUUCCAGUGGCACAACUUUAGAUGAAAAUGAAACAACCACUGAAGGUGAUUCAACAACAACCAAUGUAACAGGUGAUACUGAAACUUCAACUCCUGGAGACUCAUCUCCAACAACGGAGGGAGAUACAACAACUAGUGAUUCUUCUAGUGGCACAACUGCAGGUGAAAAUGAAACAACCACUGAAGGUGAUUCAACAACAACAAAUGUGACAGGUGAUAAUGAAACUUCAACUCCUGGAGACUCAUCUUCAACAACGGAAGGAGACACAACAACAAAUGAUUCUUCCAGUGGCACAACUGCAGAUGAAAAUGAAACAACCACUGAAGCUGAUUCAACAACAACCAAUGUAACAGGUGAUAAUGAAACUUCAAUUCCUGGAGACUCAUCUCCAACAACGGAGGGAGACACAACAACUAGUGAUUCUUCUAGUGGCACAACUGCAGGUGAAAAUGAAACAACCACUGAAGGUAAUUCAACAACAACCAAUGUAACAGGUGAUAAUGAAACUUCAACUCCUGGAGACUCAUCUUCAACAACAGAAGGAGACACAACAACAAAUGAUUCUUCCAGUGGCACAACUGCAGAUGAAAAUGAAACAACCACUGAAGCUGAUUCAACAACAACCAAUGUAACAGGUGAUAAUGAAACUUCAACUCCUGGAGACUCAUCUCCAACAACGGAAGGAGACACAACAACAAAUGAUUCUUCAAGUGGCACAACUGCAGAUGAAAAUGAAACAACCACUGAAGGUGAUUCAACAACAACCAAUGUAACAGGUGAUAAUGAAACUUCAACUCCUGGGGACUCAUCUACAACAACGGAAGGAGACACAACAACAAGUGAUUCUUCAAGUGGCACAACUGCAGGUGAAAAUGAAACAACCACUGAAGGUGAUUCAACAACAACAAAUGUAACAGGUGAUAAUGAAACUUCCACUCCUGGUGACUCAUCUCCAACAACCGAAGGAGGCACAACAACAAGUGAUUCUUCUGAUGGCACAACUUCAGGUGAUAAUGAAACUUCAACUCCUGAAGACUCAUCUACAACAACGGAAGGAGACACAACAACAAGUGAUUCUUCAAGUGAAACAGAUACAGGUGAAAAUGAAGCAACCACUGAAGGUGAUUCAACAACAACAAAUGUGACUGGUGAUAAUGAAACUUCCACUCCUGGAGACUCGUCUUCAACUACAACAAUUGCCACUACUACUGAUGAAUCUUCAACUUCUCAAUCCUCAACAGAUAAAACGUCUACAGCAUCAUCGGAAGAAUCUACAACAGAUAGUUCUUCCAAUGAUACUACAACUGAAGGAUCAGGAGAUACUGAAACAACAAUCCAGGAAGAUGCAAGUUCUACUUCUACCCCUACUACUUCAACAACCACUGACAGUACAUCAACAACAUCAACGACAACCACUACAACUACUACUUCUACUACAACAGAACCAUCAACCACCACCACUACAACAACAACCACUUCUACCACAACAGAACCAUCGACUACAACUGAAUACAUAGGCAACUCAGGUAGCCUUCCAUUCGACAAUCCACAUUUUGUGUCCGAUCGUAGCGGCAUUGUACAUUUGCACGAAUGGAAAUUCCUUGAUAUUGCCAAGGAGUGCGAAGAUUAUCUGGGUCCAAACGGAUUUGCAGCUGUUCAAACUUCCCCAGCUAAUGAGAAUCUGAUCAUCAAGGGACGUCCUUGGUAUGAACGUUAUCAACCACUUUCGUACGAAAUUCGAACAAGAUCAGGAGAUGCCAAAGAUUUCCUCGAAAUGGCACGAAGAUGUCGCAAGGUUGGAGUAAUAAUAUAUGUCGAUGUUGUUACCAAUCAAAUGACAUCAAAUGCCCCAGUCCCAGCUAUGGGAACAGCUGGAUCAGUAGCCUACCCUGCUGCAUUCUUCUACCCAGGAGUUCCUUAUAAUGCAAGUCAUUUCCAUCAACCAGCUUGUCAAAUUACAAAUGUCAACGACACUGUUGAGGCUCGAGUCUGCGAACUCGAUGGUCUCCACGACCUCGAUCAAAGUAAUAUACAUGUUCAGCUCACCAUUGCUAAUUUCCUUAAUUAUCUAAUGGCAAUCGGUGCAGCUGGAUUUAGAAUUGAUGCGGCAAAAUUCAUGUACCCAGAAGAUUUAAAGAAAAUCUACAGUCGCUUGAAUCCAUUGUCCGUUAUGUUUGGAUUUCCAGCUGAUUCAUUCCCCUAUGUCUAUCAACAUGUCAAUGACAGUUGGAAAUUCAACUACACCCAUCUCGGUGCAGUUACCGAAUUUUCACAUGCUAGAAAUAUGGCAGCGUUCUUCAAUAAUGAAUUAAAGCCUUCCAGUCUUGAGAACUAUGGUGGAACUCAGUUGGGAAUGUUGCCCGAUAAAAGUGCAGUAACCUUCCUGGACGACCAAGACCUGCAACGUAACAAUGUGAACACUUUGACCAACAAAUCACCUCGAGAGCUUCGAGCAGCAUAUGUCUUCACCUUUGCCCAUCCAUAUGGUAUCCCACGUGUAAUGAGUUCCUUUGAAUUCAAAACCAUUGAAAAUGGCCCUCCACAAGAUAGAAAUGAAAAUAUUGUAAGUCCAAAAUUCGAUUCAAGUGGACAAUGCAAAAAAGGCUGGGUCUGUGAACAUCGUUGGCCAGUAAUUAGAAAAAUGGUUGAGUUUAGCAAUGUCGUUGGUGAUUUAUCAUUGACGAACUUCAAAUCUGAUGAUACCAAAGGUAUUGUUUCGUUUUGCCGAGGGAACAAAGGUUUCGUGCUAAUAAGUUCUGGAAUCAAGGAUUUCAAUGAGAAAGUUUACACUUGUUUGCCACAAGGAACUUACUGUAACGCUGUUACAGAUAAAAGUUCAUCAACUGAAAGUUGCGAUAAGUCUUCAAGAAUUGUUGUGAAAUCUGAUGGAACAGCAACAAUUAAAUUGACAAAGAAAGGCACCGAAUUGGCUGUAGCCUUGCAUGUUGGAAACGUUAUGCGAUCAUUAGAAACAACGACAACGACAACGACAACGGCAAGGACAACGAGGACUACGAGGAAGACGACGACGACAACAAAAAGUUCAAGCCUGCUUGACAAAUUGUGGGAUGUUAUAGGCUAAUAAUGAUAUACAAAAUUUUCAGGAAUAGCUAAAUUACAUAUUUAUGUAAACAAUUUAAUAUUUAAAUAAAAUGAUAUAUU
Molecule: messenger RNA, 6031 nt
Organism: Episyrphus balteatus (marmalade hoverfly)
Lineage: Eukaryota; Metazoa; Arthropoda; Insecta; Diptera; Syrphidae
Product: mucin-22-like
Exons: 3
Coding region: 24-5951 (1975 amino acids)
Biological process (GO): carbohydrate metabolic process
Molecular function (GO): alpha-amylase activity; cation binding
Source: RefSeq, a predicted model, not a curated record